CCUUCUCAGCAGCAGCCUCCAAUCAGGAAGGUGGCUCUGCUUCUCCUCCUCCUCUUCCUCCUCCUCCAGGCAGUAGGAGAUGGAGCAUGGAGCCAAAGGGCUUCUUAGGAGCCCCAUUUGGGAGUCAAGCAGCCAGAUUUGAUGUGUCGGCAAUUUAUCCAAAUUGCAAGAGGCCAAGUACUUUCCUGCAAGCUCCGUAUUCCAGGAUAGUCUGUUCAGACUUGAACCGAAAGUUAGGACCAGGAACCUACAGUGUUGACUAUGGAGACUUCAGUUCGCCUGCCUCGUUUCAGAAGAGGUUGUCCACCUCUAGCUGGGCCAAAUCACUGGAGGCAGCAAGACUCACUCAAAUGCCCCAUUUUCAUUUCAAAGAAAUAUGCCACAGAGAAAAACUUCUGAAACAAAAAAUGGGCCCAGGAAUUUAUGACUUCAAAGAUUUCCUGGAACUUCAGGAGACGCGUCCUCACAGUAUUAGAGGGAUAUGCAAUACUGGAGAAGUGAGAUUUAAAGACCGUAUCAGGGAAUGUUACCCUGGCCCAGGGACGUAUGGGAAUCCUUAUGAAAGCCUGCAAGAAAAACGCCCUGUAUCUGCACUUGGAAUCAUGGACAGCCAAACUACAAAAUAUUUUUCCUUUCCUUGUACGGGGAGUGGCUUGGGACCUGGCACCUACGAUAUCAAAAGCGGGAUAGACGAAAUGCUGAAACGCGUGGUCAGCAAGAAAGGCCCUUAUGAAACAUUCACAGGAGACAGGUCAAAGCCUAUCAAGUGUGGGCAUUAUGCUACUGAUAAAAAAUCCAUUGAGCUGAGUCGCAGCAAAGUAAGGAGCUUCCUAGAAGAAAUGAAGACCAAAGAAAAAAGGAAACAUGGGGUUUUCAGCAAUCUUUCUCGAUUUCCAGAAUAUCCAUCUGAACGGAUCUUCUGGUCUACUAUUGGCUUGGGUCCAAUUGAAAAACUCACAGCUGGUCCAGGCUCAUAUGACAUAAUGCCUAUUAAGAGAAAAGAAUUUGAAAACCAACCACCAUUCUGGGUUGGUGCGAAGAGAUUUGACAAGAAGGCGUGCCGUGUCUUCUUUGGAAGUGCUAACCCAGUUGGAGUUGGUCGCUACAAUACCAUGAAACAUGAGAAGUAUCCAAAGAAGAUCAGAUAUCGUUCACUUUAUAUGAAUGAAACACAGCGUUACCUUAGUAAUAUGGAGAGGGACAAGUGCUUGCAGGAAAGGAUCACUCCUCACACUAAAAGCCACUGGAACAAUUCAGCUUAAGCAGCCAUUGUUUCUUCUCAAACAUUUCACCAUUCAGAUAUCAGCUGCAUUCCUAGUUGAUUUCCAUGGCAUAUUCUGCCAACAUGACUGAGAAGAAUCAAAAGAACACCUCAACAUUUGUUGCACUGAGAAGCCUGUUCCAUACGUAUUUAUGAUAAUCUCUUGGUAAUUAUGUUGUCCACUUAUACCAUUCCCUUCACUAAAAAUAGAGCCAUUUAGUGA
This is a messenger RNA of Anolis sagrei ordinatus, 1484 nucleotides long. It is a transcript of the gene CIMAP2, whose product is annotated as ciliary microtubule associated protein 2. The record is from RefSeq and is a predicted model, not a curated record. NCBI's taxonomy places the organism in Eukaryota, Metazoa, Chordata, Lepidosauria, Squamata, Anolidae.